AUGGACAGCAGUGCUUUACUUAUGGCUCUGAAACGUGGGGACAACGCCUGUGUAAAAAAUUUGCUGGUUUCUGUGGAUUCCUCAGUUUGGCCGGUCGAAAUUCUUAUUCCGUUCGUAUUAAGGGAAGUGUUACAGUCUCCAAAGGAGUGUGCAGAUCUUAGCUACAUUGAGAAGUGUUUCAAGAACGCGGCGUCAACGAGGACGAAGUCGUUGAAACGGAUGUUCACUGGUCUGCAACGACUACAAGAUCCACAAAAAAGAGAAAAAAGCUUGGGUGCCAUGCUAAAGUACAAAGCCAGUGGUGAAAUAGAUAAGUUGGGCGACUACGUGAUGCGAAAUUAUCAAUUGGUCGUGCGUCAAUAUGGCGGUCGUCGUUAUGGAAGACAGUUCAGAUAUCUUGUCCUAGUUUGUCACCGUCGUUCGCGUCUCCUUGAUUUCCAAAAAAGAUUCCAUCCUCUGUACUCUUGUGUUCUUGGAAGGCUUUGCAGACGAAGUCUUUCUUUUGUUGAGAGCUUGAUUUCAGUUAUGAUUACGUGA
Messenger RNA from Ostertagia ostertagi, 537 nucleotides. The record is from the annotation of a GenBank genome assembly. Lineage: Eukaryota; Metazoa; Nematoda; Chromadorea; Rhabditida; Trichostrongylidae.